GUAAACAAGCAUGGCUGCUGGUUGUAACUUGCAGUUAGUGUUGUUAAAAGUCCUAUGUAAACUAUACAAAAUCAGCAUUCAUUCUACAGCAGAUUCACAGUAAAUUUACUGCUGAAUUCUAGCAUAGUGACAUAACUUGACAAUAGUGAUAAUAACAGUAUGGGUGACGCGGCAAAGGGCGAAAUGUCUGUACCCGCUGCGACAACAAGUGUUCAUGUCGAGCGUCAGAAACGCAUCUUCAAAAUCAUCGUUAUUGGAGAUUCCAACGUUGGCAAAACCUGUCUCACGUUCAGAUUUUGUGGUGGUACUUUCCCUGAAAAGACUGAAGCAACAAUUGGUGUGGAUUUUCGAGAAAGAGCACUCGAUUUAGAUAAUGAACAAAUUAAGUUACAGCUGUGGGACACGGCCGGCCAAGAGCGUUUUCGCAAGUCCAUGGUUCAGCACUACUACCGCAAUGUUCACGCCGUCGUCUUCGUCUACGACGUCACCAAAAUGGGUUCGUUUGAAAGCUUGCCACACUGGAUCUACGAGUGCGACAAGCACAACUUGACGACCGACAUUCCCCGCAUUGUCGUCGGAAACAAGUGCGACUGCCGCGAUAAGGUCGCCGUGAACACGCAGAUCGCCCAGCGAUUCUGCGACCUUCACAACAUGCCGUUGUUCGAGACGUCCGCGAAGGACGACUCUGAGUUUGACCACGUAGAUGCCAUUUUCAUCACUCUCGCGCACAAGCUGAAGAGUCAGAAGCUGAUGAUGCAGCCGACGUACCGCUACUCGGCCGGUGACCCACGCCGACCCUACGUUGUGCGCACCAAGAGCACGGAGAGCACACGCAGCUUUUGCCAGCAGUCGUCUGCAUCCACAGAGGAGGCACCGGGAUGCGCGUGUGUCAUCUGAUCACGUCGGCGUCGUGACGACAUGAAAACGACGUGACUCCCACAUGGAGACGUGGGAAUUUGUGUGGUGAACCAUAUCUGGAUGUAAUUUAUUUAUUUAUAUGUGCUCUGAUGUUAACCAAAAAAAUGUCUCACUAUUAGUACUAUAAACGUCAGGAGUAGAUAAUAGGGAAGGAGUGUGACUUCAAUAAACAAGGGAAGUUCGUCAUUUACUAGCAU
This is a messenger RNA of Priapulus caudatus, 1115 nucleotides long. RefSeq names its product putative Ras-related protein Rab-33. Gene Ontology annotation, biological process: Rab protein signal transduction. Gene Ontology annotation, cellular component: Golgi apparatus; endosome. The transcript is spliced from 2 exons. NCBI's taxonomy places the organism in Eukaryota, Metazoa, Priapulida, Priapulimorpha, Priapulimorphida, Priapulidae. The record is from RefSeq and is a predicted model, not a curated record. Gene Ontology annotation, molecular function: GTP binding; GTPase activity. The coding region runs from base 160 to 897 and encodes 245 amino acids.